AUGGCCUGUCUUCACUUGUCGUGCAGGCCACAGCACUGUUUCCAUCCGUUUCUGUUUCUCGCUAGCGUCGUCCACGAUAUUGGUAUUGAAGUGCGGCGGCGACGUUUGCGAGGUCCAGGUUCAUUACUCGUUACCAGCUCUCGGCUGGUUCAUCCGUGCAACGAACACGUCAGCCCAUCUGGGUCGGUGGCCUUCCUCGAAGACGUUUUGCUUCGUGAGGAACCCAUUCCUGAGUUUAGUGUCCAUUUGUCGUCUGUCCUUCUCGUUAUAUGA
This is a messenger RNA of Strongylus vulgaris, 273 nucleotides long. The record is from the annotation of a GenBank genome assembly. NCBI's taxonomy places the organism in Eukaryota, Metazoa, Nematoda, Chromadorea, Rhabditida, Strongylidae.